Molecule: messenger RNA, 1325 nt
Organism: Triticum dicoccoides
Lineage: Eukaryota; Viridiplantae; Streptophyta; Magnoliopsida; Poales; Poaceae
Exons: 7
Coding region: 79-1080 (333 amino acids)
Source: RefSeq, a predicted model, not a curated record
UCCACUUUGCUUGCCCCUUCCCCGGCCUGGACACCCUCACGGCGGAGAACCCAACCAACUCCCGCCGCCGACGCCGACAUGCCGCCGUCCCUCCUACUCCCUACAUCCUCUAGUCUAAGGCUGCGCCUUCCGCAGCCGCGCCGGUCCACGCCCCUGCUCGUUUCAUUCCCCGCGCGCCGCCUCCAUGUGGAUCUCCGCCUCCGCCUCCGCCUCGCCGCCGCCGGACCCAACGGCGUCAACGGUGCGGCCUCUCCCGGGGACGGCGGGGGCGCCAACAACCUGCCCCAAAACCGGAGGGAUAUUCUCCUGGAGUACGUAAAAGGUGUCCAGCCAGAGUUUAUGGAGCUUUUCGUGAAAAGAGCCCCAACACAGGUUGUUGAUGCCAUGCGCCACACAGUGACAAAUAUGAUUGGGACUCUGCCGCCUCAAUUUUUUGCUGUAACUGUCACAACGGUUGCUGAAAAUCUGGCACAGCUUAUGUACAGCGUUUUGAUGACUGGAUACAUGUUCAGGAAUGCACAGUAUCGUCUGGAACUGCAACAGAGCCUGGAGCAGAUUGCUCUUCCUGAACCCAAAGAAGAAAAGGGUUCAGAAGAUUACGCACCUGGAACCCAGAAAAAGGUGAGCGGGGAAGUGAUCCGGUGGAACAAGGUCACAGGACCAGAAAAGAUUGAUGCUGUAAAAUAUAUAGAGUUGCUUGAAGCAGAAAUUGAUGAACUGAGCCGUCAAGUUGCUAGGAAAUCAUCUCAAGGAAGCAAUGAGCUCCUGGAAUACCUGAAAACUCUAGAACCUCAAAAUCUGAAGGAACUUGCAAGUAGUGCGGGUGAGGACGUCGUGUUUGCUAUGAAUGCAUUCAUAAAGCGUCUGUUGGCCGUCUCGGACCCUGCACAAAUGAAGACGGCGGUGUCGGAGACGAGCGGUGCUCAGCUGGCGAACCUGCUGUUCUGGCUGAUGAUGGUCGGGUACAGCAUGCGCAACAUCGAGGUGCGUUUUGACAUGGAGAGAGUGCUGGGAGCCGCCCCCAAGAUGGGUGGGGAGCUGCCGCCUGGCCCUGGAGACAACACGCAGACACAACUAUAGCUGCUAGAUUGGUUCAGUUGCAGAUUUGUUAGUUUGGUCUGCUGAGAUGUUUUUGUAGGGAUAUAUGUUGUUCUGGCUUGGCUGGUAUUCAGAUAGCAAAAGAAUUUCUUACAAACCUUCAGGCUUGGCGGGGUUGAAUACAUACACACUUGAAAACCAACAGGGGGAUUUGUCAAGAUGUCCUUCCAAACAGGUAAAAUAUGAAUUAAGCAUAUUUUUUAGGGUAUCUUAUUCCAUUUGGUUUU